AUGCGAAUGCUGGAGGCCCAGCACAAAGACUCACAACCAACCCAGAUUCCGAAGAGCAAUGGGAUUCCGAAAGAGAACGAUCGCGUAGAACUUUCGGCAUCAAGCUCAUCAACUUCACAGGAAACUUCGCAGACGAAUGGCCGUAAGCGGGCGUCCUUCUCAGAAUCAGACACGUCGCGACUCAGCAAACGAGCGCAGCGCGAUGACUCAUUGAGAGUCAAUCGAAAUCUUUCGAUUGCUACAUCUAGAACAUCCGAACGAAGCCAUCGAGAGGACGAGGAAGACGAGGAAGACGAGUAUGGCAGGGAGGAAAUGGAAAAUUCUCAGCCCCCCUCCAAUCCACGCAUCCGAAAGUCAACAACUUCCCAGAGAACAACAAACUAUAAACCUCUAAAUCUAUUGCAAUUCUUCCUCCGAACGCUCCCGGGAGAGCGAUUGCUCCCAUCGACGGUGAGGUCGUAUAACCGCCGGCAUAAAGACGACGAUGGAGAAAAAAGAUCUAAACCUUCCAAAACUUCCUCAAAAGCUGCUGACCAACGUAAGAAGGCCAAGGUACAGAAGAACGCGCCAAAAUCUAACGUUAGAGUUCUUUCGGACGACGAGGAACAAAAUAUGGACAGGCCUGUUCGUACUAUCCCGAGAAAGACUAUACCGGACGUUGCCGGCAAUGCGACAUCCAAAGAACCUAAACACAACCAACCUGCAGUCGCUCAAAAAAUUCAAAUCAAGUCUUCACGAAAACACCCGCCUCCAAUGUUACUAACUAGCCCUGUCGAAGAACCCGAAGAGUAUGCAGAAAUCCCAAGCCCCGUUGACGAUCGAUUGCAAUUCUUCCGAAAUGUAUCGGUGUUUCCCAACACAUCACCACCCCCUUUCUCAUCGCCCCCCCAAAAUAACGAACCGAACGCAGGGGGCGACGAUUUGGGCGAUAUAGAUCAAUUCCACAUAAAGAUUGGGAGGCAAAAGCAUCCAUUCGCUAAAGAUAUCGACUACGAUGAAUUCGAGAAUGAGCUAGACAACAUAAUUAUAGUGGAGGAAGACGAGAUGCGUGCAUACCGUCCAACCACUGGAACCAAAAAACAGCGUGAAUGGAAACCUUUAUCAUACCCGGUUGAACUAACAAAGCUGAUCGAGGAGCAUGGUGACAUCGAUAUCGAAGUGAAAGUGUUCAAAAAGUCAAAGUUUUACGCAGAACCAGGGGAGGAAAACGGUUCUGAGGAAGAGAGUGCAUCGGACGAGGAGAAAGGAGAAGACAACAGUGCAUUGGAAAUGGUUGGCUCUUUACAAAUCUCACAGCGAGGCAAGUCGUUCAAGAUUUCAAACAUGUGCUAA
Molecule: messenger RNA, 1332 nt
Organism: Morchella importuna
Lineage: Eukaryota; Fungi; Ascomycota; Pezizomycetes; Pezizales; Morchellaceae
Exons: 4
Coding region: 1-1332 (443 amino acids)
Source: RefSeq, a predicted model, not a curated record